Molecule: messenger RNA, 1182 nt
Organism: Malassezia sympodialis ATCC 42132
Lineage: Eukaryota; Fungi; Basidiomycota; Malasseziomycetes; Malasseziales; Malasseziaceae
Product: GSK family serine/threonine-protein kinase
Biological process (GO): cell differentiation; peptidyl-threonine phosphorylation; signal transduction
Cellular component (GO): cytoplasm; nucleus
Molecular function (GO): protein serine/threonine kinase activity; ATP binding; protein serine/threonine/tyrosine kinase activity
Source: RefSeq, a predicted model, not a curated record
AUGGAUAACCCAAGCAAGGUUGUCAAAGUCUUAGCUUCUGAUGGAAAGACAGGCGAACAGCGGGAGAUUGCGUACACCGGCUGCCGAGUCAUUGGUAACGGCAGCUUUGGUGUCGUUUUUCAGGCCCGCCUUGUCCGCUACGCCCCAGAUGGCCAUGAGAUCCCUGCUUCGGAAAUUACGGACGAAAGUGACAGCAUCGCGAUUAAAAAAGUGCUUCAGGAUAAGCGCUUUAAGAACCGUGAAUUGCAAAUCAUGCGCGUCCUUACUCAUCCGAACGUCGUCAACCUUCGGGCUUUCUUUUACACUAACGGCGAUAAGAAAGACGAGGUGUUCUUGAAUCUUGUCCUCGAUUAUGUCCCAGAGACUGUCUACCGCGCGACACGUCAUUAUACCAAAGUCAAACAAACAAUGCCGAUGCUGCUUGUGAAGCUCUACAUGUACCAGAUCCUGCGCAGCUUACUGUACAUUCACUCAUUGGGAAUAUGUCAUCGUGAUAUCAAGCCGCAGAAUUUGCUACUUGAUCCCCGUACCGGCGUCCUCAAGCUCUGUGACUUUGGCUCUGCCAAGAUUCUCGUACCGGGUGAACCUAAUGUCAGCUACAUUUGCUCGCGCUACUACCGCGCUCCGGAGCUUAUUUUCGGGGCUACAAACUACACUACCAACAUCGAUAUCUGGUCGACUGGCUGUGUCAUGGCAGAGCUUAUGCAGGGUUUGCCUCUCUUCCCAGGAGAAAGCGGCAUUGACCAGCUCGUCGAAAUCAUCAAGGUGCUUGGUACACCGUCUCGCGAACAGAUUAAGACUAUGAACCCCAACUACAUGGAGCACAAAUUCCCCCAGAUCCGUCCUCAUCCGUUCCCCAAGAUCUUCCGCCCUCGCACACCCGCAGAUGCGAUUGAUCUAAUUACAAACCUACUGCAAUACACCCCUCAUGCUCGACUAACUGCGGUGGAAGCUCUUUGCCAUCCUUUCUUCGACGAACUUCGCGAGGAAGAUGUCAUUUUGUCCAAUGGCCGCCCUAUGCCGGAUCUUUUUGAUUUCACCCGCGAGGAAUUGUCUGUCCGACCUGAUCUAAUCAAGCACCUCGUUCCACAGCGCGCCGAGGCAGCUUUGCGUAACAAAGGGAUUGACGUGAACCAGUUCGAACCUAUUCCCGCAGAAAAGCUACGAGUAAGUCUAGAAUAG